AUGCCGGCUCCGCGCCGGCCGCGCUGGGGCCGCCCUUCCGGGGAGGGCCGAGGGGCGGCACCCGGCCGGGCGGGAAGGGAAGCGGGGCCGGGAGGCGGGGGAUUCCUGCGGGAAGCGCUGAGCCCCGGCCGGAGCGGCCGCGCGUUGUUAGCGCUGUGUUUUCCCGACGAGCGGCCGAUGCCCUGGGGGAUGGAGCGAACGCACCGGCUGGAGCUGUUCCCUGACCGCAGCGUCACGCUGCUGCUCUUCCAGCACGUGAAAAAUGCCGCCGCUCUGCGGAAAAAAGCCAUGGAAGGGUCCAUUGAGGGAGCUCUGCUAAACCCUGCCUUGAUUGUAGAUCCUUUUCAGAUUCUUGUGGCAGCCAACAAAGCAGUUCAUCUACAGAAGAUAGGUAAAAUGAAGACCAGAACACUCUUUGCAGAAAUUAUUUUCAGCCUUUCACCAAACAACAAUAUUUCAGAUGCAUUUAAGAAGUUUGGCAUUUCAGACAGCGACACAGCAGUACUCAUUGUGCUGGUCGUGGAUGGAGACAAGAAUGUAAAUCUGGCAGAUAUAGCAUCUCAGGUGGAAGGCCAGCAAGUUUCCCUAGAUGAACUCCCCCAGCUAACAGACAUAGCCAAAGUUAAAAAGAUGUACAAAAUCACUCCCCAGGAAGAAAAAAUCGGCACCUUAUUGGAUAGUGUUGUUUGCAGAAUGUCAACAAAAGAUGUUUUGUGAAAAGGUGGAAAUAAAUUUCGGAGGAAGUGAAGUAGCACUGAGUAGUGUGAUGACAUCUGGGCCUUAACCAAGCUUGGACACAAGGGUAGCCUGAGCUGUGUUCUAAGUACAGAGAGCAUGCCAAGCAGAAUUUGCCAUUGACAUUUCAGUCCUUUUUCAUAACAAGGGAGAGUUCAACUUUAAGCUGAAUUUAAACAAAAAGCUUGGAAAUCUGUACUUUUUUCCUUUGUCAAAUGUUUUUUGGUAGUCCCAGAGAGGGUUCAAACACUGUAUAUCAUUUCUAUUGACCAUGCUCUGAUUUGUUUUGGUUUGGCAACCCAAUGGGUGAUAUCCUUUUAACAAUACUACUGCCAGAAAUGCAUCUUCACAGCCCAAGUAUUUCUGAUGGACUAGAAAGAGGAAAUUUUUCACAAACCAUCAGCAGCAUCUCCCUCUUAGUGCUACUGGGAUAGAGUUGCUGCCCAGCCUUUGAGGACAGGAAGAGGCAGAGGGGUGCUGGUAGUGUGGAGCAGGGGCAUCAGAGAUGUGUACAAUGAAGAAUAAGGUCAGUGUGGAUAAUGCUGUGGUGGUGUUAGCACCUGACAGUCUGAUGUCAUCCAUUGCUGGAUUUAAAGGAUAACAUGUGGUGCUUUUACUUCAUAACCCUGGUUUAUGCAUGGUGAUGCUGAACUCAUAGAGCCUGGUUACAGGUGCAGAAUUCACAGACAAAUUUGCACCAUAGGUUGUAUCCACUUGUCAAUAGAGCUUACAUGGUAUUCUUAAAGGACAUAAACCUUGGUAUUUUGAACCACUGCUAGGAAAGGCCAUCAAAGGGAACUAGGAGGACUACUGAUUUGCAGUAGUCACCAGGUGCAACAGCUGUAAAUGUGUAUAAUUUAAUCACAUGCAUGCAUCCUGUUUAAGUAAAACUACUGUCCUAAUGAGGUAGAAAUCCAUACUGUUUGUUAUUUUUAUGCUGUACUGUUUUUCUGAGAUGUGCAUAAAACUAUAGCUGUCUGUAUUUUAUUUUCCUGAUGUUUUCUGAGGUAUUAUGAUUUGUGUACUUAAAAUAUUUUUGGAAGAGAAUGCCUCACAUUCUAACACAUACAUUUUGAAGGAGAGGUAAGUUAGAGUUGGAAUGUUGUCCCAUACAGUAAACAGACCAGUAAACUGACAUAGAAACCUGUUUUUAUCUGUGUUUCUGUGUUUAAUGCAGAAAUGUACAGCUUCAGUUUUGCAUUUAGAUUUAAGUCCUCCCUUAGUUAAAACACAGUAGUAUAAAUACCAUCCUUUUUUUACCAACCAGACCAAUGGCAAAUCUAGUUACGAACUACUAAAAGAAUUGCAAGGUUUAUCAAAGGAUUAGGGACAAAUGGAUGUCUGACAUCUUGUUUUAAAGAUGGCUUUACAGAAUGCAUCAUCCUCUCUAAAGGGAAAUGUGAUGCAAUAAUAAAAAAUGGAGCUUGGAAGGACUUGAGUCUUCAAAAGUGUGUCACAUCAGCAUGUGAGAAUGACCAUGGAAAAUAAAGAUACUUAUUUUCCUUUUCUGACAGUCUAGUUGGUACAUGGAAUAUAUCAUAAGAUUCACUGGCUGAACUACAAUGUUUUUGUUAGUUUAAAAUAACAGCACACAGGCUUACUUAAGCCACUGCCUUUUUUGAACAUGUGUAAAACAUCUGUCUGGUCUGUUUAAUACUGGAGAAAUAGUAAUAAAAUGGUUGCUGCAUAAAAGUUUUCACACACAAGUUCCAAACCUGGGUUUCCAGUUUCUACUUCUCCAUCUAUUUCAUUGGUGUAGAGACAUUAAGUAGCUUGUUACUGUUGACAUAAGUUAAAUUGUGAUUUACUGUGAGAUCCAAAUGAGGUGUUUUCAUGGGUGGAUUUACAGGAAAUUAUUUUGGAAGCUGAAAUUUCUAAUGUCAUUCAGUCAGACAGAUGAAUUGGGUCUAUGCACUGCAAGACCACAGGUUUUCACUUAGUGUGGUUGCAUUAUCCAAGUUAAAUGAGUUAUUUACAAAAACUGGUAAUAAAAGUAGAUUUUUUUCACCCUGCAAAG
Lonchura striata (white-rumped munia) is the source of this 2752-nucleotide messenger RNA. It is a transcript of the gene TPRKB, whose product is annotated as TP53RK binding protein. Gene Ontology annotation, biological process: tRNA threonylcarbamoyladenosine modification. Lineage: Eukaryota; Metazoa; Chordata; Aves; Passeriformes; Estrildidae. The record is from RefSeq and is a predicted model, not a curated record. Gene Ontology annotation, cellular component: EKC/KEOPS complex; cytosol; nucleus.